Stylonychia lemnae is the source of this 435-nucleotide messenger RNA. The record is from the annotation of a GenBank genome assembly. NCBI's taxonomy places the organism in Eukaryota, Ciliophora, Spirotrichea, Sporadotrichida, Oxytrichidae.
AUGAGUGUGGAGUCUCUAAAACAAAACAAAUCUGUUCGCUGGGUGGAUGAACAGAACUUCAAGUCGGAGGAGUUCGGACCUCCAAACUUUGAUGAGUACCCAAGAUCAUUCAAAUGGAGACAGUUUAAAAAGGGAUUCUCCUGGGGAUUCUUGAUGACAUCAACUGUAGUGGUGCAAUACUAACUUUACAUGCACGUAAUAAGACCAGCAGAGAAGUCUCUUACUUCUGCGUUCACAUAGUCAGGCGUCUAUGGUCUAGGCAUAGGAAUUGCAUUUGGAUUCUAUGAGAUUUACAAUCACCCUCAAAUCAUUCACUAGCAGUUUAAGGUAGUUUCUGAUGAAGAGUAUAGACAAAUGCAAGCGAGAAGACAAAUCUCUGAGCCUAAAACUCAGCCUGCUCUUAAAGAUAAUAGCAAAGAGUCAAAGCAAUAGUGA